Messenger RNA from Manihot esculenta (cassava), 495 nucleotides. RefSeq lists its product as uncharacterized. The transcript has 2 exons. The record is from RefSeq and is a predicted model, not a curated record. Lineage: Eukaryota; Viridiplantae; Streptophyta; Magnoliopsida; Malpighiales; Euphorbiaceae. Bases 1 to 495 code for a protein of 164 amino acids.
AUGUAUCAAUCUUCACCUUCACCCUCUUCAACGGAGGAAAGGAAAGGAGAUCCUAGAUUCUAUCUUCUUUCUGCCUUCUUCUUCUCUUGUAUUGUCACUGGUGGAUUGUUUCUUGGUCUUUACAUUUUCCUUCCACCAGAUGAAACCCAACCCUGGUAUCCCAUUCCAGGAUUGAUUCUUAUGUAUCAGACCCAAAAAUGCACAAAUCAUCUUUGCAAAUCCAUCCCAAGAUCCACAUCUGGUGAAUCCCAGAUGCAUUCCCUUAAUGAUGUUCAAGAAUAUUGCACUAAAGAGCAUUCUAGUAAUGACGGUAGAGGCCAUGUACAUUCUGAAGGUGUUAUUGUAAUUAGAGAAUAUGAGGAAGAUGAUCAUGAGAAUAACAGCAGAAAUGAUGAUGGCGAUGAUAACAUGAAGGCUCAGAAGCCGAGUGCGGAAGUAGCAGGUCAUCAUUGCAGGAAGAAGAGAAGAUGGUUGAUUCUAGUGGAGAGAAGUUAG